Aspergillus campestris IBT 28561 is the source of this 460-nucleotide messenger RNA. RefSeq lists its product as uncharacterized. The record is from RefSeq and is a predicted model, not a curated record. The transcript has a single exon. NCBI's taxonomy places the organism in Eukaryota, Fungi, Ascomycota, Eurotiomycetes, Eurotiales, Aspergillaceae. Bases 70 to 378 code for a protein of 102 amino acids.
CAGGAACCUCUAUAAUCGAGCAAAAUGCACCUCGCUCAGUAUCGUAUCAUGUGACCAUAUAUCAGGCAAAUGGAAGGCGGUGAGUUCCGCAUAGAGCGAGUCCAUUGUUAUGUUGAUUGGACUCUGACCUUGUCUCAUACCGUGGACUCAUUCCAGCAUCAAGUACACAAUAUCACCAUGAACUUCUUUCUAUUGAUGUUCCUGGUUUUCUUCGCACCUCUCCUAUUGUUCGUAGGUGAGUAUUGUACUAUAUACAUGGCUCGUGUCGUGGUUCGUAACCGCAUAGGUUCGCUGACAACUCGCAGGGUGGCUUGUUGCUUCGUCUUGUUUAGGAGGUCGUCUUCGCUCCCGACUACCAGGAUUCUCAUUGAGACCUAGUACCGAUGCCUAUGGGAGGAACUAUCUUCGAACAAUGGCCAAUUCCGGGCCCGCCAUGUCCGAACAGAUCGAACUAGAGAAC